Molecule: messenger RNA, 738 nt
Organism: Encephalitozoon intestinalis ATCC 50506
Lineage: Eukaryota; Fungi; Microsporidia; Unikaryonidae
Product: protein tyrosine phosphatase
Exons: 1
Coding region: 1-738 (245 amino acids)
Biological process (GO): protein dephosphorylation
Molecular function (GO): protein tyrosine phosphatase activity
Source: RefSeq, a predicted model, not a curated record
AUGACUGUGAAUAAAGAACUAAGGGAUAUUCUAUCUGGUUACCAUGAUAGGAUAAAGUCGAAGAUAUGCGAAAACAAGCUCGACGAAGCCAUCUAUCUGGUCGACUCGUUGUGUGCAACAUUUAAGUCUCCAUCCAGCCCCUAUGACCGAUCGUCUUGCACUCCAUACAGUAACGAGGUUUCCGAAAAAUACGGAAUUGGAGAAUAUAUAAAUGCAUCUUUCGUCCCAGCGCUCGGGACACUGUUCAUAGCAGCCCAAAAUCCAAAAGACGAAAAGAAAGAUGUCUUCAUUGAUCUUCUGGUUAAGUCAAACACAAGUCUAAUCGUUUCACUCAUAAACGAUCCAAAGUAUUUUGAAGAGGAGUGGCUUAAGGACAGAAAAAUCAUAAAGUAUAUGGGGAAGGAUUUGUUUAUCGAUGAGACAUAUGAUGUCCAAGGAAGGGACAUAAGGAGACUUCGAUAUAUCAACUGGGUGGACUUCUCAGUAAUCACUCGUGAAGAAAUGGAGCAGUUCCAUUCUCACUUCAAUAAGGUGCGUACAGACACAGUGGUUGUACACUGCAUUGCUGGGGUUGGGAGAACGGGCACAUUCAUUAUGUAUGAUAUUCUCAAGAAAAUGGAAAAUGUUACAUUGGAUAUGUUUGUAGACGUCUUUUUAAACCUUAGAAGUAAGAGAGCACAUCUUGUAACAAACAAAGUUCAGCUUGAAUUCUUAAAAAGCAUUUUUCUAGGAAACUAG